AUGAACAUCGAAGCAGGAACGUCCAUCAAACCCAAGGCCCGUGACAGCCGAUUCGCUGCGUCAUUUGAGGCCAAGUACGAUGGAGAAAACAUCAAGAACGUACCGUGGGUGGCAGUCAUGGGCAACCACGACUAUGGUGGUUCUGAUUACAUCUGCAGUAGUGGAGACAAGCUUGUUCCGUGCAACAACACUGCAGAGUUGUUUCAAGGUCUUGAGAACGAGCUCAAGUGGCAAUCUGAGUACACGAGCCCCAACGACAAUCGCUGGGCUAUGGACGGUCAUUUCUACGUCCACCGGGUAAAUGACCCUGCCACGGGUGUGAGCAUCGACAUCUUCAAUGUCGACACGAACGACAAUGACCACAGUGCCGAACUCAUUUGUUGCCAAUGCUACGGGUACGCGAAAAACGACAGUUCCGGCUGCAACACGAUUACUCGGGAAGGCAAAUAUUGUUUUGGUGGUGACAAGGCCAUGUUCGACACUUGCAAGGCCAAAUUUGCUGAAUGGGGCAACGAGUCACGCGCUCAAGUGGCAAAACUGGCAGCCAAAUCUGAUGCAACGUGGAAGAUCGUCAACAGCCACUACAGUCCGUACGACCACUACGCCGAGCCUGGCAUGAAAAAGUGGUUUGAUACUUUGAGGAACUCUGGUGUUCGAGCAUUUCUUCAUGGCCACACUCACGCUGAGAAGCACGACUAUUCGAAGUCUAUUGGAGUCCACUUCAUCGAGAAUGGUGUCGGUGGUGGCCGUCAGUCUGGCAAAGUGAGUACCAUCCAGCCUUAUGCGACGGACCUCGUCAAGAACGUGUGGUCGUACACGAUUGGAGAGUACGGUUUCAUUUCACUCCAGGCGUCGAAAGACUGGCUGAAACUACAGUAUCACACUGCCGACAGCAACUGGAAGUUUACGGAGAAAUGGACAGACACGACCAUUGGUGGCGUGGCGACCAAGCACUGCUGGUACAUUCCGUCUGACGGAUCAGAGGGUAAGGCAUGCUAG
Messenger RNA from Phytophthora infestans T30-4, 999 nucleotides. RefSeq lists its product as uncharacterized. NCBI's taxonomy places the organism in Eukaryota, Oomycota, Peronosporomycetes, Peronosporales, Peronosporaceae. The transcript is spliced from 2 exons. The coding region runs from base 1 to 999 and encodes 332 amino acids. The record is from RefSeq and is a predicted model, not a curated record. Gene Ontology annotation, molecular function: acid phosphatase activity; ferric iron binding; ferrous iron binding.